Molecule: messenger RNA, 782 nt
Organism: Elaeis guineensis (African oil palm)
Lineage: Eukaryota; Viridiplantae; Streptophyta; Magnoliopsida; Arecales; Arecaceae
Product: mitochondrial import inner membrane translocase subunit PAM16 like 2
Biological process (GO): protein import into mitochondrial matrix
Cellular component (GO): TIM23 mitochondrial import inner membrane translocase complex
Source: RefSeq, a predicted model, not a curated record
UCUGGACCCACCAUACCCUUCUUCUUCCCCCCGUCCCCGCAGCUAGGGUUUCUCGCGUCUCCCCGAAAUCCCAUCCCCUCCUCGAUCGGAGCGUGGUUUAUACGGUUUCGAUCGGUUAAUCGAUUCGACGACGUCCCGCCGGAGCUAAUCUAUCCGCAUUCCAACGUAGCCAUGGCUGCAAAGAUUCUUGCCAACCUGAUCAUUAUGGGUUCUGGGAUAUUAGGAAGGGCUGUUUUACAAGCAUAUCGCAAAGCACUAGAAAAUGCUAAUAAAACUGGUGUUGCAAAUGAAACUAUACAAAAUAUACGUAGAGCUAGUAAAGUCAUGACCGAACAGGAGGCUAGGCAGAUAUUGGGGAUUAGUGAGCAAUCAACCUGGGAAGAGGUUCUGCAGAAGUAUGAUGUCUUGUUUGAGAGGAACGCCAAACAGGGGAGCUUUUACCUGCAGUCAAAGGUUCAGAGGGCCAAAGAAUGUUUAGAAGCUGCAUACCAAGGGAAGGGUGAGGGAAAAGGAUGAAGUCUGCUAACCUUCCCCGUUAUAUGUGAAAUUUUAUGUUCAAUAUAUCUAUAGAGUUGUGAAGGUGUCUGAAAAUAUUGCUGCUGGUUCAAAUGUAAUUUUUCAGAAGGAAUACAAUGGUUUUUCUUUGUACCAUGUAGUCCAUGCCUGUGGCACUCAAAACUUUUAUCCCAACGAUUUGUGGGAUGCUAUUUUUUAUCCCCGACAAGUUUAUCCACUCUGCCAAUAAUAGCGAGAGAAGCUAAACUGGCAUAUCUGUUCACAAA